AUGCCAACCACAUGUCCAACUUAUGGUCUACCUCUUGGUUCCAUGCCCUUGUUUGAAGGAUUCCCAGGGUUUAUGCAGUCCAUGCUACAGGCAAUGCCUUUACCCUUCUCCACUGAGGCGCAUCAUGUGGUCAACACCAUCGCUCCAUCAAUCGUUCAUACACAUGUGCAACCACACAUUGAAGAUCAACAUCAGAUAUACCAUGCUUCUGAAUCUUCUGAUGAAGUGGACGAAAGACAUGCAUAUAUAAAGGGCACAAAGGAAAAUUACCCGAUCCUUGAGAACAUAUUGAGGGCUAUGGAAGGCGACAAAGUCUUUGGCGCUAAUAUUAGAGAAAUAUGUUUGGUAUUCGGUCUUGUGAUCCCCGCGAAAUCCAAGACCCCUGACUUUAAUAAGUACGAGGGUCACUCAUGCCUCAAAAUUCAUCUCAUUAUGUACUAUCGUUGUUUCCAAGACUUAUAUUUCGCUAAUAUUAGAGAAAUAUGUUUGGUAUUCGGUCGUUGUUUCCAAGACUUAUAUGAUGCCUUCAUUAAGCACUACAAAUAUAACAUGGAUAUGGCCCCGGGUAGGAGGCAGUUGCUUAGCAUGUCCCAGAGAGAUAACGAAUCUUUCAAGGAAUACGCACAACAGUGGAGAGAGGAGGCUUCACAAGUCGAACUGCCUCUGGCAGAGAAGGAAUUGGAAGAUUGGUUCAUGGACAUUAUGAAGCCUAUGUUUUAUGAAAUAAUGGUGAGUAGCGUAUCAUCAAGUUUCUCUGACUUAGUUGUCGUGGGUAUAAAGGUUGAGGUUGGAUUGAAAAAUGGCAAGAUGAUAAUUGCUGCCAAAACCUCCGAUAACAAUGCUAGGAAAUUUUCGGGAGGUUUUUAG
Lathyrus oleraceus (garden pea) is the source of this 867-nucleotide messenger RNA. RefSeq lists its product as uncharacterized. Lineage: Eukaryota; Viridiplantae; Streptophyta; Magnoliopsida; Fabales; Fabaceae. The transcript has a single exon. The record is from RefSeq and is a predicted model, not a curated record. Bases 1 to 867 code for a protein of 288 amino acids.